UUUUCUUUCCUUUUCUUGUGGCCUGGUUUGUUGUGGCAUUGGACACAUUGCGGCCACGACAAGUUUUGCAAUUGUUGUUUGCUCCGUCACUUUGUUUUGUGACACAACAUUCAAUAACAGUUUGUCAGUUCUUGUCGGCCCAAACGUAGAGUAACCAUGUCUCGUUACGGUGGUGGAGGUGGUGAUAGAUAUGGAGGUGGUGGUUACGGAGGUGGAAACUCCCGUGGCUUCGGAGGAGGAGGUGGUGGAGGCCGUGGUGGCCAGCCCGGCUCUACUCUGAGGAAGCCGAGGUGGGAUCUAUCCCGCUUGCCUCGCUUCGAGAAAGACUUCUACAGAGAGCACCCUGAUGUUGCCAAUCGCACACAGAUGGAAGUUGACACCUACCGUCGCAGCAAAGAGCUUACCCUGAAUGGACGCAAUAUUCCAAGGCCCAUCCAGCAGUUCCGUGAAGCCAAUUUCCCAGACUAUGUCACUAACGAACUGGCGAAAAUGAACUUCAAGGAGCCGACUGUCAUCCAGGCUCAGGGCUGGCCAUUGGCAUUGUCUGGAAGAGACAUGGUGGGAGUUGCCCAAACCGGAUCAGGAAAAACUCUAGCCUACCUGUUGCCCAGCAUUGUACACAUCAACCAUCAGCCUUUCUUGGAGCGUGGAGAUGGACCCAUUGUCCUGAUCCUUGCUCCCACAAGAGAAUUGGCACAACAAGUACAGGUCAUCGCAAACAACUUUGGUUCAACCUCUCGCAUCCGUAACACAUGCGUGUAUGGUGGUGCACCGAAAGGACCCCAGUUGCGCGACUUGGAACGCGGUGUUGAGAUUUGCAUCGCAACACCCGGUCGUCUCAUUGACUUCCUGGAGGCAGGAAAGACGAACCUUCGCCGAUGCACAUACCUGGUCUUGGACGAAGCUGAUCGCAUGCUUGACAUGGGCUUUGAGCCUCAGAUUCGCAAGAUUGUAGAGCAAGUCAGACCUGACAGACAAACAGUCAUGUUCAGUGCGACCUGGCCAAAGGAAGUGCGCCAGCUUGCCGAAGAGUUUUUCUCCGAGUAUGCACAAAUCAACGUUGGUUCGCUGGACCUGUGCGCCAACCACAACAUUCUUCAGAUCGUUGACGUGUGCGAGGAGUAUGAGAAGGACAACAAACUGGUGCGUCUGGUGGAAGAAAUCAUGGGCGAGAAAGAGAACAAGACCCUGAUCUUUACCGAGACCAAGCGCCGUGCAGAUGAGCUGACAAGGAAGAUGAGACGUGAUGGCUGGCCUGCAAUGUGCAUCCAUGGUGACAAGGCUCAGCCAGAACGUGACUGGGUGUUGAACGAAUUCCGGUCCGGCAAGUCACCAGUCCUGGUAGCUACUGAUGUAGCAGCACGUGGUCUUGACGUCAACGACGUGAAGUUUGUCAUCAACUUUGAUUACCCCAACAACUCUGAAGACUAUGUGCAUCGCAUCGGAAGAACAGGCCGCGCUGGCACCACCGGCACAGCCUACACGUUCUUCACGGCCAGCAAGGCACCCAAGGCCAACGAGCUCAUCAAAGUGCUGCGCGAGGCCAACCAACACAUCAACCCCAGGCUCCUGGAGCUCGGCCAGCGAUCCGGUGGAUAUGGUGGUCGUGAUCGUCGCAACAGCAGGUAUGGCGGUGGCGGCAGUGGUCGUGGCAGCAGUAGUCAUCACAGUAGCCGUGGCAGUGGCGCCAACGCAGAACCAGUCUAUCCGUCUUCCAGCGGUGGCACUAGUUCCUCCAGUCGUUCAGCAUCCAACGCCUACUCAGCCAGCAGCGGUGUGUCAAGUGCCUACUCGGCAUCAGCUCCUCGCAGCUAUUCGUCUGGUGUCACUGCACCGUCCAACGGUUACUCAGCCGUACAGCCAGCUGCUGUCCAGCCUGUUGCAGCUGCCGCCAUGCACAACACGGCCGCUGUCGUACCACAGAUGAUGCCAACUGGCUAUGCACCAGCACCAGCAGCAGCACCUAUGCAGUACGCUCCACCGCAGCAGUACGCCAUGAUGGGCGCUGGGAUGGCGAGCGCAGCCGGAGCUGUCCCACGCUCAUACUAACCUCACCACCGGUCAUGUUUCCGGACUACAGUGUGUGGUGUGUGGUGUGUGUGUGUGUGUGUGUGUGCAUGUAUGUGUGUGCAUGUAUGUGUGUGUGUGUGUGUGUGUGUGUGUGUGUGUGUGUGUGCAUGUGUGUUGUGUGAAGCAUUUUUUCUGGUCUACAUGCAAUUUUAUACAUGUGUAUGGUAUGCAUGCUUUUGACAAUGAACGCACCAGGAUUUCCUGGCUCAUGGAAUACACCCUUUCUGGCAUUGAAUGAAGGCGAAAGUACAGAAAAUAUUAAUAAAAAAACUAUUUUCCACACCUCGCAGCAGA
Sycon ciliatum is the source of this 2364-nucleotide messenger RNA. RefSeq lists its product as uncharacterized. Gene Ontology annotation, cellular component: ribonucleoprotein complex; nucleus; cytoplasm. Bases 157 to 2049 code for a protein of 630 amino acids. The record is from RefSeq and is a predicted model, not a curated record. Gene Ontology annotation, molecular function: RNA binding; RNA helicase activity; ATP binding. The transcript is spliced from 15 exons. NCBI's taxonomy places the organism in Eukaryota, Metazoa, Porifera, Calcarea, Leucosolenida, Sycettidae.